Molecule: messenger RNA, 7695 nt
Organism: Poecilia latipinna (sailfin molly)
Lineage: Eukaryota; Metazoa; Chordata; Actinopteri; Cyprinodontiformes; Poeciliidae
Product: CUGBP Elav-like family member 2
Exons: 11
Coding region: 80-1372 (430 amino acids)
Molecular function (GO): RNA binding
Source: RefSeq, a predicted model, not a curated record
CUGUUUUGUCACGUUUUACACAAGGAAAGCUGCCCUUGAAGCCCAGAAUGCACUGCAUAACAUAAAGACCUUAACAGGGAUGCAUCACCCUAUUCAGAUGAAACCUGCAGACAGUGAGAAAUCUAAUGCUGUUGAAGACAGGAAGCUGUUCAUCGGCAUGGUGUCGAAGAAGUGCAACGAGAACGACAUCCGGGUCAUGUUCUCCGCGUUCGGCCAGAUCGAGGAGUGCCGGAUCCUCCGGGGGCCCGACGGGCUCAGCAGAGGUUGUGCGUUUGUCACGUUUUCCACCAGAGCCAUGGCACAGAAUGCAAUCAAAGCCAUGCACCAGUCUCAGACCAUGGAGGGCUGCUCGUCUCCCAUCGUGGUAAAGUUCGCCGACACGCAGAAGGACAAGGAGCAGCGGCGUCUGCAGCAGCAGCUGGCACAGCAGAUGCAGCAGCUCAACAGCGCGACCACCUGGGGGAGCCUGACGGGCCUGGGCGGCCUCACCCCGCAGUACCUGGCUGUAAGAGUCGCCGCCGCGUCGCCUGCCUCCAUCAUCACCUCCUCCUCCUCCGUCUCACCCUGCAGCCCCGUGGCCAGCGCAGCCACACUGCUGCAGCAGGCCGCCUCCUCCGGCAACCUGGGAGCCUUCAGCGGGAUCCAGCAGAUGGCCGGUAUGAGCGCUCUGCAGUUGCAGAACCUGGCCACUUUAGCAGCGGCGGCGGCGGCGGCCCAAAACUCAGCCAGCCCCUCCACCGCAAACCCCCUGUCCUCCAGCGCCGCCUCCCUGGGAGCGUUGGCCAGCCCAGCAGCAGGCACAACGGCCAGCUCCAACGCCGGUGCCAUGAACUCUCUGACCUCUCUGGGUACCCUGCAGGGCCUGGCAGGCGCGACUGUUGGCCUGAACAACAUUAAUGCACUAGCAGGUAGCAUCAACAGUAUGGCGGCUCUAAACGGAGGCCUGGGCGGCGCAGGGCUCACCAACGGCACAGCAGGCACCAUGGACGCGCUGACGCAGGCCUACUCAGGGAUCCAGCAGUACGCCGCCGCAGCGCUGCCCACCCUCUACAGCCAGUCCCUGCUGCAGCAGCAGGGGGCCGCCGGCAGCCAGAAGGAGGGGCCUGAAGGUGCCAACCUCUUCAUCUACCACCUGCCCCAGGAGUUCGGAGACCAGGACUUACUGCAGAUGUUCAUGCCUUUCGGAAACGUGGUCUCCGCCAAAGUCUUCAUCGACAAACAGACAAACCUUAGCAAGUGCUUUGGCUUCGUCAGCUACGACAAUCCGGUGUCGGCACAGGCAGCCAUUCAGGCCAUGAACGGCUUCCAGAUCGGCAUGAAGCGGCUGAAGGUGCAGCUGAAGCGCUCCAAGAACGACAGCAAACCUUACUGAUCUUAGCACUAGGUCUGUCCGCUCCCCCAGUUAGCACUGCUAGGGUAAGUCUCCCUCCCCCCAUUUAAAAAAGAGCAAAAGUGAUGGUUAAAAAAGUUUAUUGAAAAUAAAGCGAGCCAUGGCCUCUUGGGGCUGGGGGGGUCGGGGUGAACAGAGGGAUUGUGGGAGGUAGGGGGAGAUGACCUACAACCACCUGAGGGAGACGCACUUUUCUUUCUUGGUUAUUUUUGAAGAUUUCUAUGUAAGCCUUCAACUAUUAUUAUUUAUUACAGCUUUUGACACACAUGAACACUUCCAUUUCUGCCAUUACUUUGUGCAAUCUAUUUUUCUUUCUCUAUACAAUGGAAGAAAGUUGUUUUUUUAAAGAAUAGUUUCUUUAACCUUUAAUUUUAUUCUUUUGCAUUGAUUAUUUAUACACUUUUAGAGACUAGUUUGAGUGGAAAGUCCAGACAAAGGAGCCAUGGUACCAUUAUUUUCUUCUUUAGUUUUCUGUUUCGAACUCGAAGGCUGUGAUGGGUUCGUUUUUCAAAAUUUGCUCUUUUUUUAACCCGCUCGCCAAUAUGCACAUUCGCCCUUUGACCUCCACGGUGUUGGUUGCAGGCCGCCGCUGCUUCUCAGAAAAACCCCUUGAUGCCUGCUGGCAACCCGGGAGCAAAGGCUGCAAAACAUUCGUGGCCUCUUAACUGUAAAGUUACACUCUACCACCACAAGAAGACAAAAAAACACACAAAAUCCAGCUAAACAUUAUCAUUUAUGUACAAAUACAGUUUUUCUUAUUUCACAGAAGUUUAAAAAAAAUUGUUCUUACUUUUCUGGGUCGGAUCACAUUGGUCUUUUAUGUGAAAAGAUUAUAACAGCAUGUAGAUUUGAAAAAAAUAAACUAAAUCCAGAAUUUGUGGAAGGAAAUAAUAGUACUACAAAAAUAAGUUUAUGGGUUAAAGGGGCGGGUAUCUGAAAAUACUUGAGGUUUGUUGACAGAUUAAAAAAAAUAAUUCAAAGUACAGUAAAGCCACAGGUCUGUAAAUUUUAUUUGUAAAAAAGCAGUUCUAUUUUUAUACAACAUUUUUACUGCCUCAGAUGAAGAAAAAAUGAUUUUAUUUAUUGCCUAUCGUUAAGUUAUUGGACUCCGAUAAAGUAAACAGCAUCGCUCAACUCGACCCUGUGGAGAAACCUGCUGGAGUUCCCCGGUGUUUUUCCUUUUUUAAAUCCUUUCACGCCAGUGUUUGUUUUUGUUUUUGUUAAUUUUUUGUGCAGAAACAUGGUGACAGAAUCCAUCAGCCCUCCCAACCCGCCUGUCUCUGUGACCGUCAUCCAUCUUUACGUUUCACAGCGCGUUCUUCUCCAUUUGUCCUCUUCGGUUUCGUUAGGGUUGUUUUAAACGUUUAAUUUUUACGUGUUUUUGUCUGUCUGUCUGUCUGUCCCCCCUCCCGUCUGUAAAAUUUAAAAUAGAUUUUUAAACCAGACGGAAAUUGAUAAAAAAUAAAAUCUCGCUCCCCAAACACCACCAUCCAUCUGGGACGUGAUGGAUACGGCUUUGGGUGUGAAUGUGCGUCGUUGCUCGUAAAUAUAGAUCUAUAACAUUAAUGUCAGUUUUCUAGUAUGUAAAGAAAUGUAAAAUUAAUGCUAAACCUGCUUAUGAAACCAGUGUGUUGUGUUGCUGUUUACCGGUUUGUUUGUUGUUUGUUUUCAUUUGGUUGUUUUGGAAGAUGAUGCUGUUGUGGUGUGCUGCUCUGGCUCUCUGUGUGUAACUCUCUCCUCUCCCGUUUUUUCUUUCCCCCUUUUAGAACAACCCAUCUCCAUGCCUGUUAGUUCAUCGUUUGCCUAGCAUGUCUUCGUGGCGUCCAAAAAAAACAAACAAAAAAAACUUUAAACAAAAAACAAACAAAAAAAGUGUCCUCUUCCUCCUCCCCGUCAUUGUUUCUCUGAUGUCUUUUCCGAGCUCACCUGAUCAUAACCUGGUUCUCCUCCACCGCUGCCUACUGAUCUUUUCAGCUUUUAGCUUUUUGGACUUUUAAAUAUCAGUUUUAUGUUUUGGUUUUGUGUUUCUUUUUCUUCUUUUUCUUGCAUGUGACCUCAUUUGUAUUUUAGGGAGGCGUGGGUAAGAAAAUAAAUUAAUGUGAAAAAGAUACAGCUGCAUUCAUAUGAAAUUUAACUAAAAAGACUGAGAUUUUUAUUGAACCAAUUUUCUUUUUGAGGUAAAAAAUGACAACCUGUGGUUAAAAAAGUGAUUUCCAUUCUUUAUGUGAUUUUUUUCUUUCCUUCUUUCAUUUUAACGUAAACUUGAAAGUUCACUACAGGAAUUGGCUCUUCAUCUUGCUUCUGGUCGCAGACGGAAAACACAAAAACACAAAGCGGCACCAGAAGCAGUUGGUGCCAGUUUCUCUGAGAAAUAAGACUACUUCCACACAGUUUUAAUAAAAACUGUCUGAUCAAUAUUAGACUCUCUCAGAGCUCUCUAAUGGUUUUUACAUUUUUCAGGCAGUGUAAAGUUUUUUGAUAAGGCCAUUUUAAGUGGCUCUGUUUCUCAUUCAAAGUCUAUAUAUAGAACCACUUUUUCUAGAGUAGUUUAAAGGUAAAAAAUAAAAAAGGACAUUUGCCCUGUUUGGGGGGGAGAAAUGCUACCUACUUGUGUCACCUUUUGCUGAACUGACUCACAGAUAGACAAUCCGUGGUUUUAAAUGCACAUGAUGAAAUUACCUAUAUUUUCUACUGUUUAAAUGUAUAGAGGAAAAAACUACGAUACCUGUAACCCACGUUAACGUCGGUGCUUCUUGUGAGUUUAGUUGUGGUUUCAUCACAAGUCUAACGGUCUUAAAUGUCUCAUGUUUUCUCAAGAGAAGACAAAAAAAAUCAGUUUACUUGAACAAUAGACAAAGCCUUUCAUAUUACUAUAAUAGUUAAUUUGUUUUUUUAUUUUAUUUUUAAGGAGUCCCUAUUUGCUAAAUCUCUUGUUGGUUAAUUAGCUAUAUAAAAUUCCUAAAAAUAUAUAUAAAUAUAAAUAUAUCUAUAAAUAUAUAUAUAAAAUGUCAGCUCGUGAAGCAUCAAUGUCAUUAUUAUUUUAUUUCUCUCGUGGGAAACAAUAUUUAGAUGUGUUUCGUUGUUCAGCAAAAUGUCUUAUAAGGAAAAAAAGACAAGAUCAGUGGAGUUUAGUGCCAAAUCCUGGAGGUACUUCCUGCCUAGCGCGUCAGUGUAUUUCUUGUGAAAUAAUUUGAUAACAUGGGUAUUUUAUUAUAAGUGUUUUGUAUGGAUCCCUCAUAUUUAAAGUAUAGAUUUAAAAAAAGAGUUUGUUAACUUGCUAUUCUGUGGGCUUGUUGCCUGACUAUGUCAUGUUUGCUUUUUUCUUUGUAAAGAUGUAAAAAGUGCCCAUGUGUCAUAUAAAUAUAUAUAUAAAUAUAUCUAUACACACAUAUGCACACAUGGACACACAGACACUCUCGUGCAGACCUCACAGUUUACUUUUUAAAUGUGCAUGAGAGCCCCUGAGCGUGAAAUCCUCUUCAGCAACCGCUGCUACCCAACACACACACACACACACACACUCAUCACUUUAAUAUUUUUAGCCACUGUACCGCUGUUUGAGUCAUGAAAGCCUUACCACGAAUCUUUGCACUCCUGUUCUCUCUGUUUUUAUUAGUCUCUCGCGCUCAGACGCAAACGUCAGGCUUCGCCGUUCUUUCUCUCCUGACUCCAUCCCAGCUGAAAGUAUUAAAGCGAGAGUCAUACGCGAAGCCUUAUUUCUCUAAAUCCCCGUCUUAUCUCUUAUUUUUAAGUUCAAAAACCUUUCAGAGUUGUUUGUAUCUGAUGGCGAGAAUCGUUACUGUUUAUCACCUCCGAGGAGCGAACGCUUUCAUGAUGUAAGCACAGGGCAAGACUCAUUCAUUCAGCCUCAAUGUGUUUAGGAAAAAGCACACGUCGCCGUCCGUCCGGCGGGAGGAGGCGGGACGCUCCGGAUCUGCUGCUGAACUCUUAUUUAGUUUUUGUCUCGUCGUGUAAUGGGCCAAAAUCAUGUAUAGAUGCCAAAGUGUGUUAUUGACAUUCACAUAGUCGAGCCGUUUACAUGGCACAGUGUUGUCAGUCUAUUCAACUGCCCCUCCCUGAAAGCCUCGUUUACGGUCUGCAAAAAAGACAAAAAAAAGGCAGCAUUAUUUUCUACAGAAGCUCACCAGUCGCCUUAACCAGGGAGAGUCGCACCAGUGUUAUAAAGGUAGAGGAUGUUGUGCCAAGUCCAGGUUCAGUUCUGUGUGCCGUUAACGCCCCAUCUGUUGGGUUUCCUCCAUUUCGUCCGCCAAGACGGGAAGGGACGCCGCGCGCUCUUCUCCGGAUUGUUGUCUCCCAGGCUAAGCGAGGUUAUUAGAAACAGGAGGAGCAUCUUAUUGGAACGGCGACGGGGGAAAUAAAGAGCUUGUUGGCUUAAGAGGAAGAGGUCACGUCUGCAGGUCCACGCAGGGAAAAACAGCCGAGAUGAAGGCAGCGCCGCUUUCAUUAGAUGCUCAACACCAAACCGAAGUGUUAUUUCUCUGAUUGUGGAACUUUAAUGCUGCAUAAGUCAAAGUGGAGAAAGAAACAGCCAUAACUACACGUUUCACAGCCGGAAAAUUAAAGAACCUACAGAGGAACAUUUGUGUGCAGUGGACCUGAAAAGUUUACACACCUGUUAAAACGCAUCUUUCUCCCGAUUAUUUAUCGGCUUAGACGCAUCGGACCUUUAGGCCUAGAACACAGGUCGUCCGAUAUCUCGGAAAAACUAAUACAGUUUUAUGUUUGGCCUUUAAUCCACCUAAAAAUUAUUAUUUAUGGAAACUCCAACCAAAGUGUAAGAAAACAGUUUGUCGUCUUAAAUCUAAAACUGGGUUUUAGAUUUCCCCGAUUUAUCCACACACUUUCUUUGACACGAUUCCCAAUCAACGUCGUCUUUAUAUUCUACUUUAGUCAUUAAAAGUAAUUCAAUCUGUCCAUACAAGUGAACUUCCUGCCGCCAUAUUUAAUCUGUAACAGGAAGUCGUCUUUGUUUCGAAGGAUUUUGAUUGGCUGACAUAGGUUCUAGCUUUGCGCUACACUGCCCCCUAUGGGUUUGGUAUGUUUAAAACAUUCAUGAGAACGAUAUUUUUUAAAACAAAGUGGUGGAUAUAUUUGUUUAUGGUACAUCUGGCAGCAAUCUCCUGCGUCAUUUAUUUAUUUAUGGUACGAAAAGUCAGGAUAAGCUUCGACAAAUUUAGCAACAAUGCCUUGGAGGCUCCAAAACAAAUGCAAAAUUAUUUGUUUUGGUUUGAAAAAAUCAUAAGUUGAACUGAAAAACAGCGUCAUGGUUUCAAGUUGGGGGUUUUCAGCUCAUGGUGGAUGGCCAAGGAAUCAUGACCCGACCCAAAUCAGCAUCAAACCUUCAGCAUUGUUGGAGACAAACAACUUUAGCUUUUAGCAGGACGACACUUUCCAGGCGUCCAAAUCAACAAAAUAAUGAGGAAACGACAUACCAGCUAAAGAUUAGCAGCUAAAGAUUAGCUUGUAUCACAUCAAUAGUCGUCGAUCCGAACAACAAUAUCCCUCAGUGCUGAGGCAUCUUCUCCUGCUUUGGCUGAGCAAAGAAGGAGGGACGACCGCUCCAAGAUGGCCGCCGUAUUUCCUGCGCCGGAGCAGCCAAUGUGGCGUCUACUCUUAUAUUAUGCUAUGCUGAGAGCAACUUCCUUCUUCACCAGAUGGAAACAGAAUUAUGUCAGAAUUAUAAUUUCGACUUCCUGCUCAUUCGAACUCCAGUUUGAACAAAAGAAAAGUGGGCUAAUAUUUCCGGGUCACGAGUUUUACGUUGCACGUUAAUCAGAAAAACCUUCCAUUUAACGUGGUGUGUAAACUUUUUAUAUCCUCUGUACAACUCCAUAUUUCACACUCUCACUUCUCUCUUGCACAGUAUGUUUUAAUUUAAACACAGAUGCUAGAUGUUAAAGACCUGUAAAAGUCCAAAAACGAUAUUUUUUGCGCUGCCAAAUUGCACCAACUUGCACACAGCCCGCCCGACGCGGCGCAGCGUUAGCUUGAAGCAUCUCGCCUUUGGAAGCACAAGAAGCCGAGUUUCUGUGGAGCGGCUCACCUCAGGGGCUGUCAUCGCCAACGCUCGUUGUAAUCUUUCUAUCUCGUCACUGUUCACUUCUCUGUUCUCCUUCUUUCUUAAUUAUCUUAAGUGCUAUUUAUCAAAUACUGAAAUCUGAAAGGACAAAAAAAAUCUAACUUGUUGUUUCUUUGCAUUAUGGCUUAUGUCAAGUUUUUUGAGGAGAAAAAUGUUUUGUGUGUUCUCUUUCCGUGGCGUAAAAACAGAGCUUGUUGUCUGUAAA